Lodderomyces jiufengensis is the source of this 1209-nucleotide messenger RNA. RefSeq lists its product as uncharacterized. Bases 1 to 1209 code for a protein of 402 amino acids. Lineage: Eukaryota; Fungi; Ascomycota; Pichiomycetes; Serinales; Debaryomycetaceae. The transcript has a single exon. Gene Ontology annotation, biological process: carbohydrate metabolic process. The record is from RefSeq and is a predicted model, not a curated record.
AUGUCAUUUCCACCAUUACAAAACCCUAAUUUGGAAGGGUAUCAUAUCACAAGAGCAAUGUGGAUGGAAUAUUAUAAUCCUCACCAAAAAACUUUUAUUGCAAGACAAAAAUGUAGUGGAUGUUAUGAUGAUUCUAAAUUUGUUGUUUGGGCAGUAUCUGUAGGCGUUCAAGCCAUAGUUGAUGCUUCAAGAAUUUAUCCAGAAAUGCAACCAUUAAUUGCACCAGCAGUUGCCAUAUUUCAAAAAUAUAAAAAUAACAGUAUCAAAGGUUAUUCAGCUGCGGAAAAUAGUGGAACUGAUAAAGACAUUUAUUAUGAUGAUGAUGCACAAGUUGCAAGUGCUAUAUUAACAGCUUAUGAAGUUACUGGUGAUAAACAAUUUUUAGAUUCAGGCAGAGAAUUAGUUAGAUUUUUAAUGGGUGGUUGGAAUGAUAAACCAAAUGCAGUUACAAAAGGUGGUAUGCAUUGGCACGUAUCAAAGACAUUAUUGAAUUCAUGUACUACUGCAGAAGUUGCUAAAGCAUGUUUACAAAUUUCUCAAUAUAUUCCAGAUGAAGCACAAAUUUAUAUUGAUUUUGCUGCAAAAUGUAUUGAUUGGCAAAUUAAAGUAUUACAAGAUCCUUCAGAUAAAUUAAUUAGAGAUGGUGUUGGUGAUGAUGGUGAUAAAGUAGAUGAUGCGAAAUGGUCUUAUAAUACUGGAACUACAUUAUCAGCAGCUGCUCAUUUAUAUAAAGUUACAAAAGAUAAAAAAUGGUUAGAUAUUGCCAAUGAUUUAGCAGAAGCAAGUAUAAAUCAUAAUUCUUUCUUUUACGAUAGAGAUUUCCCAGAUCAAUUGAGGUAUUGGAGAGAUUCUUCAUAUUUUGUACAAUUAUUAAUUGAAGGAUUAGCUGAUUAUUUAUUAUAUGUUGGUAAUGAUGUACCACAAGGAUUACCACAAAGAAUUUAUGAAGAAAUAAAAAGACAUCUUAUAAUGUUUUAUGAAUUUAUGAAAGAUCCAAAAGAUGGAAUGUAUAUUCAAAGUUUUGAACCUCAUAACACAUACAAACAAGUUUAUGAUCAAAAAUAUCAUCAAUGGUUUGGUGAUGGUAAAGGUUGGGGUUUAAAAGGUGAAGAUAAAAAUGGUGAUUCACCACAAAAAUGUCUUAUGGGUUAUGGAUCAGCUGCAAGAAUCUUUUUUCAAGGUGCUAGAGUAGUUCCAAAAAUUGAUUAA